Messenger RNA from Pterocles gutturalis (yellow-throated sandgrouse), 1030 nucleotides. RefSeq names its product POC5 centriolar protein (gene POC5). The transcript is spliced from 7 exons. NCBI's taxonomy places the organism in Eukaryota, Metazoa, Chordata, Aves, Pterocliformes, Pteroclidae. Gene Ontology annotation, cellular component: centrosome. The record is from RefSeq and is a predicted model, not a curated record. The annotation marks the transcript as partial.
GUGAUUACUAACUUGACCCAAGCAUUAGAGAGGCAAAAGGAGAGAAUAGAGUUGAUGAGAAAGUUUACACUGUGGCGGAUUCAGUAUGUUAAAGCCAAACAAGAGGAAUAUGCAAAUAGAAUAGCAGACAGACAAUUCCGGACAGCUUUAAUGAAGAAAGUAUGGGCAGCAUGGCGCUCUCUUAGUGAAGAAAAAUGGAAAGAAAAAGUAGCAAAAGCCUGUCAGUUAAGGGCAGAAGAUGUCUGUGUUCAGCUCACCAAUGAUUAUGAAGCCAGAAUUGCAGAGCUAACUGCUACUUUGGAACAGACAAAAGCUGAAAUUCUGCGACUGCACAGUGAAAGAGAACAGUAUGAAGACACCAUGAAGAAAGCCUUUAUGCGUGGUGUAUGUGCUUUGAAUCUGGAAGCAAUGACCAUGUUUCAUGGCAAGGACAGUAGGACAGAUCCUGAUGUAGGAAGUAGGAGAAAUGAUAAUGGUACCAUUCUUUCAGGAAGGCUACCUCCUUCACAAUGUAAUCUGCCCUCACCACCACCUCAACCAGCAACUACUCUUCAGCUGGAAGACAUGUUUUCUGCCCACCUGGGUCAUGCAAGCACUUCUCAGACCAGGCUAGAUUCUGAUUCUCCAGCAAUUGUCACUAGUACAGCUGCAGGAUCUGGUGUGGCGUCAACUCAAAAACUGCCCAUGGCAAAAGUAAUAACAUCUGCUCAACAGAAAGCAGGAAGAACCAUCACUGCUCGAAUCACAGGCCGAGCUGAUAUGGGCCAAAAAGCCAGAGUCUGUGGCAGUGUAGCAGUGAUGGGAGUUGCUCCACCCAUGAGUUCAGUCAUUGUUGAAAAACAUCAUCCAGUCACUCAGCAAACUGUAUCCCAAGCCACUGCUGCUAAAUAUCCUCGAACUGUGCUGCAUUCUUCUGGUUCCACCACUGUAAGACCUGCAGGCCAAGUUGGGCGAAUGCUCCAGGGCCAAGCUCAUACCAGUGUUCAGUCAAUAAAAGUUGUUGACUGAGUGAAUAUGUUUCUCACUGGUG